AUGUCUUCGCUUAUACUUAGUCAUAAAGAACGUUGUGAAGGUCCAUGGGUUAAAUUACAGUCUGAGCCAUCUCUUUUUACCGCUUUGAUGUAUGAUUUGGGUGUUAGAGGUGCUAAAGCAACUGAAGUAUUUGUUCUUGACCAACAAGAUAAUUUUGAUGACCUUGGAGAAAUCUACGGUUUGGUUUUUCUUUUUAAGAUGAUAGGUGAUGUAACAGGAGAUGUAAAAGGUUUACAUAAAGGUACCGAUUAUGAACCUGUUGAAGAAUAUCCUCCAAACGUGGUAGAAAAUGCUUGCGCUACUCUUGCUGUAUUGAAUAUCAUAUUGAAUUGCCCACAAAUAGAAAUAGAUCAAGAAUUAAAAGAAUUUAAGGAAUUCACUUGGGAUCUUCCACCAGCUACUAGAGGUUUUUCCAUAACUAAUCAUCCGACUUUACGUCAAAUUCAUAAUUCAAUGGCCCGACAUCCAGAAGAUUCACUAAUAGUUGAAGAACCAAGCAAGAAAGGUGGUUCUGAAGAUGAAGGCGGUGGUGAAGUUUAUCAUUAUAUUGCUUAUGUUCCCAUUGAUGGUGAAGUUUGGCAAUUAGAUGGUUUAUAUCCGCAUCCCGUCAGCUUAGGUAAAUAUUCUAACGAAAAACAAUGGUACGACGCUGUUCGUGGUGUUAUCCAUGAACGUAUUGACGGAUUUCAUGCGGAACAAGUAGAAUACGUUCUUCUAGCUAUCACUAAAGAUCAAAUAGGAAUUCACCAAGAUAGAGUCAAAGAUUGUAUGUACAUCAAAAAGCUUGCAGAGAAGAGGCUGGAUGAGCUUAAUAAUACUUGGAGAGAGAUCAAUACCGAAGAC
This is a messenger RNA of Racocetra persica, 843 nucleotides long. The record is from the annotation of a GenBank genome assembly. Lineage: Eukaryota; Fungi; Glomeromycota; Glomeromycetes; Diversisporales; Gigasporaceae.